Messenger RNA from Erinaceus europaeus (western European hedgehog), 2464 nucleotides. It is a transcript of the gene KIFBP, whose product is annotated as kinesin family binding protein. The record is from RefSeq and is a predicted model, not a curated record. NCBI's taxonomy places the organism in Eukaryota, Metazoa, Chordata, Mammalia, Eulipotyphla, Erinaceidae. The transcript has 7 exons. Gene Ontology annotation, molecular function: protein binding. Bases 59 to 1924 code for a protein of 621 amino acids.
GCAAAGCAGAGGGAAGGCGGGAGUCCCGAUUGAGAACGCCGAGGCUGGAGAGGCUAAAAUGGCGAACUCUCCGUGGGCUGAGAUUCGGGAGAAAUUCCAAGCGGCAUUGGCCCUGUCGCGGGUGGAAUUGCAUAAAAAUCCCGAGAAGGAACCGUACAAGUCCAAAUACAGCGCCCGAGCGCUGCUGGAGGAGGUCAGGGCGCUGCUGGGCCCCGCUCCGGAGGACGAGGAGGAGCGGGCCGAGGCCGAGGACGGCUCGGGCGCCGGGGACCUCGCCCUGGGGGUGCCGGCGGAGGUGGUGGAGGUCGAGGGGCCCGCCGCCCAGGCGGCCGUGAGGCUGGCGGUUCUGGAGUUUCACCUCGGAGUGAACCACAUCGACACCGAGGAGCUGUCGGCCGGGGAGGAGCAUCUGGUGAAAUGCCUGCGGCUGCUGCGCCGCUACCGGCUGUCGCGGGGCUGCGUCUCCCUGCACAUCCAGGCGCAGAAUAAUCUAGGUAUCUUGUGGUCUGAAAGAGAAGAAAUUGAAACUGCACAAGCUUACCUUGAAUCAUCAGAAGCACUUUAUAAUCAAUAUAUGAAAGAGGUUGGGAGUCCUCCUCUAGAUCCUGUUGAGCACUUUCUUCCUGAAGAAGAAAAACUUGCUGAGCAGGAGAGAUCAAAAAGAUUUGAGAAGGUUUAUACUCACAAUUUGUAUUACUUGGCUCAAGUCUACCAGCACAUGGAAAUGUUUGAGAAGGCAGCUCGUUAUUGCCACAGUACCCUCAAGCGCCAGCUGGAGCACAAUGCCUACCAUCCUAUUGAGUGGGCUGUCAAUGCUGCCACCUUGUCACAAUUUUACAUCAAUAAGCUGUGUUUUAUGGAGGCCAGACAUUGUCUAUCAGCUGCUAAUGUCAUUUUUGGUCAAACUGGAAAGAUUCUAACUACAGAAGACUCUACUGAAACUGAAGGAGAUGUUCCAGAGCUUUAUCAUCAGAGGAAAGGGGAGAUAGCAAGAUGCUGGAUCAAAUACUGCUUGACCCUCAUGCAGAAUGCUCAACUUGCUAUGCAGGACAACAUAGGAGAGCUCGAUCUUGAUAAACAAUAUGAACUUAGAGCUUUAAGGAAAAAAGAACUAGAUGAAGAAGAAAGUGUUAGGAAGAAGGCUGUACAGUUUGGAACGGGUGAAUUAUGUGAUGCCAUCUCUGCAGUGGAAGAGAAAGUGAGAUAUCUGAGACCUUUAGACUUUGAAGAAGCUAGAGAACUUUUCUUACUGGGUCAGCAGUAUGUCUUUGAAGCAAAAGAGUUCUUUCAGAUUGAUGGUUAUGUUACUGAUCAUAUUGAAGUUGUACAAGACCACAGUUCUCUGUUUAAGGUGCUUGCAUUCUUUGAAACUGACAUGGAGAGACGGUGCAAAAUGCAUAAGCGUCGAAUAGCGAUGCUAGAGCCCCUAAUUGUAGACCUGAACCCACAGUAUUACCUUCUAGUCAACAGACAGAUUCAGUUUGAAAUCGCACAUGCUUAUUAUGACAUGAUGGAUUUGAAGGUUGCCAUUGCUGACAAGAUGAGGGAUCCUGAUUCACACAUUGUGAAAAAAAUAAACAGUCUUAAUAAGUCAGCACUGAAGUACUACCAGCUCUUCCUAGACUCCCUGCGAGACCCAAAUAAAGUCUUUCCUGAGCACUUAGGGGAGGAUGUUCUUCGCCCUGCCAUGUUAGCUAAGUUUCGAGUGGCCCGUUUAUAUGGCAAAAUCAUCACUGCGGAUCCCAAGAAAGAGUUAGAAAACUUGGCGACAUCACUAGAACAUUAUAAAUUUAUUGUUGAUUACUGUGAGAAGUACCCCGAGGCUGCCCAGGAAAUAGAAGUUGAGCUGGAACUUAGUAAAGAGAUGGUGAGUCUCCUUCCAACAAAAAUGGAGAGAUUCAGGACCAAAAUGGCCUUGACUUAAACUCCUGCUUCUAAUGAAGGAAAAUGUGCAAUAUUAAAGUGAGUUUCUCCCUAGUUAGACAGGCCCAAUUCCACCACGGUGUUUAUCGUGAGAGCUAAGUGAAUGCAGUCUGAACUUGAGUUACAGUCAGACAGUUGGAUCGUUGGGUAGGACCUUAAUCACCAUAAAGAUAAAGAAUGAUCUACACCUGAUGAUGUAAGUUGCCUUGCUAGAGUAACAUGUGAUUAAUAUUUUAGGCUGCUUGUUUCCUAUUUAAAAAUAAACCUGCCUCAGUUUUUAAAAGUAGAUUCCUUGUCGGCUAGUACGUGGUAGAUUCAUUAAGAAGGAAAAUAUUAGGUAAUAUACCUGUUACUAUAUUAAAUUAAAAAAAAAGUAACUUUUGUCAGUUGCUCUCAAAAGACAUCUUUUGUGGAAAUAUUAAAACUAAAACUAAGUUAUAUUGUAGAGUGUUGUAAAGUGCUUUUAUUAAUUAUAGGGGGGAAGGCCUCGUUAGAAACAUAAUAAACUGACUUGUUUCACUAAUAAAAGCUUUCAUUUCUC